Messenger RNA from Apodemus sylvaticus (European woodmouse), 687 nucleotides. Its product is annotated as prolactin-2A1-like. The transcript is spliced from 5 exons. Gene Ontology annotation, cellular component: extracellular region. Gene Ontology annotation, biological process: positive regulation of cell population proliferation; response to nutrient levels; female pregnancy. Lineage: Eukaryota; Metazoa; Chordata; Mammalia; Rodentia; Muridae. Gene Ontology annotation, molecular function: prolactin receptor binding; hormone activity. The record is from RefSeq and is a predicted model, not a curated record. Bases 1 to 687 code for a protein of 228 amino acids.
AUGCAGCUCUCUAUAACACAUACUUGCUGUGGGACCCUGCUUCUGCUACUUGUUUCCAACCUGCUUCUGUGGGAGAGUGGAGCUGUGAUGCCCUUAUGUUUAGUAAGGAAUGGACUCUGCUUUGGCUCCUUUGAAGAAAUGCUUGAUAGAGCUGUUGGUUUGUCCGAAGAGAUAAGUAAACAAGCUUUCGAACUCUUCACUGAAUUUGACAAGCAGUAUGCCCAGAGCCAGAAGCUCAUUAACAAGAACCUCAAAAAAUGUCACACGUCUUCUCUCGAGCUUCCAAAGCCAGGGAGUGAAACCAUGCAGACACAGCCUAUAAACCUACUGAAAUUAGCAAGCAAAUUAUUGAGAGCCUGGAAAGUUCCUCUUGAACAUCUAGUGAACAACCUGCCAUCCUUGAAAGAUGUCUCUCCUACUAUCCUCUCCAAAGCCAGAGCGAUUGAGGCAAAAAGCGCUGGACUCCUGGAGGGAGUUAAGAGCAUUCUCAUCCAAAUGGAAAAUGGAGAUCCAGAAGAUGAGAACUACCCUGGCUGGUCUGGACUGGCAGCCUUGAAGUCAGAAAGUGAAGAAAUUCGCCUCUUUGCAUAUUAUAACAUGAUCCGCUGUGAGGGCAGAGACACCCAAAAGGUUGAAACUGCUCUCAAGAUGGUGAAGUGCAAAUUUUCAAAUAAAAACAACUGCUAA